Rhipicephalus sanguineus (brown dog tick) is the source of this 1129-nucleotide messenger RNA. RefSeq lists its product as uncharacterized. The record is from RefSeq and is a predicted model, not a curated record. Gene Ontology annotation, molecular function: zinc ion binding; mRNA binding. Gene Ontology annotation, cellular component: perinuclear region of cytoplasm. Gene Ontology annotation, biological process: oogenesis; negative regulation of translation. The transcript is spliced from 3 exons. Lineage: Eukaryota; Metazoa; Arthropoda; Arachnida; Ixodida; Ixodidae. Bases 83 to 937 code for a protein of 284 amino acids.
UGACGAGCUGAUUUGUAGUGUGUGCAUAGCAUUAGGACAGUGUGCAGCUGCCAGCGACGGCCGCGUUCUUGCAAUAAGUACGAUGAGUCUCCUCACCGACGGCCCGUGCGUACGCCGAGCCGUGACCAAACGUAAUUGGGACAGCAGCAAAGACUGGAAGGUGGGCGCCACGGCUCACCGUCUGACACCCGACUACGAGCAUGAACCCGUCCACGUUUCUGCCCGGUUAGAAAUGCUUCGGAGCUUGGACGCAGUCCACUAUGCUGACCACGGUCUGCGCUCGGAGGUGGACCGUCUGCUACGCUUGCCGCUGCUAAAGGGCUGGCCAUCGGGACCGGUUUUCCGAGGAUCGACGGUGAGCGAAGCGCCCUUGACGACAGAAACUGCACAAAGCGCUGCUGGGCGGCGGUCAAGGAUUCCGUCAUGGCCGCCGACUAAGAUGGCGACGAGCGCGAAUUUGCGGCCACCUUCGGAGGCGUCUUUCGAUGGCUGCGCCUUCUGCCGCACCAACGGAGAGCGCCGCUCCUUCUACACGAGUCAUGCUCUGCGAGAGGACAGCGGCCCUGGGUCGAAGGGUCGCGUCACAUGUCCAGUGUUGCGCAACUACCAGUGUCCCCAGUGCGGAUAUCCCGGAGGAGACGAAGCGCACACGCUGCGUUACUGCCCACUGAACAAGGACUACAUCGCCCCGUCGGUGUACAAGACGCCGCGCAAGUCUAACGGACAACCUCGCAGGCGCCCUCGAGCGGCUGGGGGAUCACAAUGCUUUGGUUCCCAAGGCAAGCCCUCGCCGGACGCUUCCGUCUCUGCCCGUAGGGUCGACUCGAGGAAACCAUCGGAAUCGCAAGUGUGCCCUGUUGGUCCGCGAAUUCGACAAAGCUUUUCGAGAAGCACUGUAAGGGGGCCGCGCAGCGCCGUUGAAUUUCAACGCUGGUGAGGGGUCAAUCAAUCAAUCAAAAAGGGGGAAUUAAUUACAAGUUUUGAAAAUUUUGUGCACAAAUAGUUGAACCGAUACCGUAAAUGGCGAGUGACAGGUCCAAUACAGAGAAAAUUUUGUUAACAUGCAGUUUUUUACCUCUUACUUGUCGACGCGAUUAUUCGUGGCUCACAGUGAGUCAGUAUUUUUUAG